UUCAUGCAUCUUCCUUGUUCACACCGUACCUCAGAUUAUUCCGUGUGCUAUUUGGAGCCCUAAGGUCGUACAUAAGCAAACCUCGUGCAAAAGGACAACUUCCAUCUCCACAACUGUAACAAACACCAAUGGCCUCUUUGGGCGUCUUGUUUCCAUGCCUUUUUUGGGUUGUCUAUCUCCUUACCUUCUUUUGCUGCCUACCAUUAGUCAUAUGUGAUGAAAGCGAAAAUGAUCGACAAGCUCUCCUCUGCUUCAAGUCCCAGCUAUCUGGUCCAGCCGAGGUUUUCACCUCAUGGAGCAAUGCAUCCUUGGAGUUCUGCAGCUGGCAUGGGGUCACUUGCAGUGCACAGUCACCUCGCCAUGUUACUGUGCUGGACCUUGCAUCAGAAGGCAUCACAGGUACCAUGUCACCUUGCAUUGCCAACCUCACCUCUCUUACAAGGCUGCAGCUGUCAAACAAUAGCUUCCAUGGGGGCAUACCGUCAGAGCUUGGACUCCUGAGCCAACUCAGCAAUCUAAACCUCAGCAUGAACUCUUUAGAAGGUAACAUACCUUCUGAACUCUCUUCAUGUUCCCAACUUCAAAUCCUGGGUCUGUGGAAUAAUUCCCUCAACGGUGAUAUACCACGGAGCCUUAGCCAAUGCAUGCAUCUUCAGGAGAUUAACCUUAGCAACAACCAGCUCCAAGGGAGCAUCCACCCUGCUUUUGGAAGUCUUCCAGAGCUGCGAAUACUAGUUCUUGCUAGCAACAGGCUUAGUGGUAACAUACCCUCGUCCUUGGGCAGCAGCCUUUCUCUGACAUAUGUUGAUCUUGGUAGAAAUGCUCUCACAGGGGGGAUCCCAGAGUCCUUGGCAAACAGUUCAUCUAUCCAAGUCCUUAGGCUCAUGAGUAAUAGUCUUAGUGGAGAACUCCCAGAGACUCUCUUUAACACCUCAUCACUUACUGCCAUUUGCCUCCAAGAGAACGACUUUUUUGGUACCAUACCACCAGUUACUGCCACCUCUCCCCCAGUAAAACAUCUCCAUUUGGGAGGUAACUCUCUCUCAGGAACAAUACCUGCCUCACUAGGAAAUCUUUCCUCCCUACUUGAUCUUCGUCUCACACGGAACAAGUUAGUUGGGAGCAUCCCUAAGAGCUUAGGUCACUUGCCAACAUUACGUUUACUGAACUUGAACUUAAACAACUUAUCCGGGCCAGUUCCACCAUCUCUCUUCAACAUGUCCUCCCUAACAGUUAUUGCCAUGGGAAACAACUCACUUGUUGGAAGAUUGCCCUCCGACAUCGGCUACACACUCCCAAACAUUCAGACAUUAAUCCUCUCAUCAAACAAGUUUGAUGGCCCAAUCCCAGCUUCUCUUCUCAAUGCUUCCCACAUGCAGUGGCUUUACUUAGCAAGCAACAGGCUAACUGGGUUCGUGCCAUCCUUCAGAUCACUGCCAAAUUUGGAGGAACUUGAUUUGUCCUACAACAUGCUAGACGCAGGAGGCUGGGGCUUUGUCUCUUCACUAUCAAAUUGCUCCAGAUUGACCAGACUGCUUUUGGCUGGGAACAAUUUCCAAGGGGAAUUGCCAAGUUCUAUUGGCAAUCUUUCCAGUAAUCUCGAGAUACUGUGGCUAAGGGCUAAUAAAAUUUCUGGGCCUAUACCACCAGAGAUAGGUAAUCUAAAGAACCUCAAUAUGUUGUACAUGGAUUACAACCGUUUCACUGGUAGUAUACCACCAACGAUUGGAAAUCUGGCAAAUUUGGUAGUUCUAGCCAUUGCACAAAACAGACUCUCAGGUGCAAUCCCUGAUGCUAUUGGCAACCUUGUUCAGCUGACUGAUCUGAAAUUGGAUACGAACAACUUGAGUGGCAGGAUACCUGCAAGUAUAGGACGUUGUACUCAACUCCAAAUACUCAAUCUUGCUCACAACUCACUGAAUGGGAGUGUACCAAGAACAAUCUUCAAAAUUUCUUCUCUUUCUCAAGAGUUUGACUUGUCACACAAUUACUUGUCUAGCGGAAUACCUGACGAAGUUGGAAAUCUCAUUAAUCUAAAUAAAUUUAGCAUCUCAAACAACAUGUUGUCCGGCAACAUCCCAUCCACUCUCGGCCAGUGCGUGCUUCUGGAGUAUCUUGAGAUGCAAAACAAUAUCUUUGCAGGAAGAGUUCCACAAUCUUUUGCAAAAUUGGUAGGCAUCAAGGAGUUGGAUAUUUCUCAAAACAAUUUGUCUGGAAAAAUACCAGAGUUCCUCACGUCCUUGAAUUAUCUGCAUUAUCUCAAUUUAUCCUUCAACAAUUUUGAUGGGGCAGUUCCAAGCAGCGGUAUUUUUGGCAAUGCUAGUGCAGUGUCAAUGGAAGGAAAUGAUCUUUUGUGUACAACAGUUCCAACAGGAGAUAUGCCUCUUUGUUCAGCAAUGAAUGACAGGAAAAGGAAACACAUGUCUUCUGUUCUAGUCGCAAAGAUAGUAAUACCAAUUGUUGCUAUUGUUAUAAUUAGUUUGUUCUGUUUUGCAACAUUUAUUUGGAGGAAGAGAAUGCAAACAAAGCCACGUUUGCAACAACUCAAUGAGCACACGAAGACCAUAACAUAUAAAGACAUUGCACAGGCAACAGAUAUGUUCUCUUCUGCUAAUUUACUUGGCUCAGGAUCAUUUGGAAUGGUUUAUAAGGGUAAUCUCAAGCCUCAGGAAGAUCGAGUGGCCAUCAAAAUUUUUAACCUCAACAUACAUGGAGGGCAUAGGAGCUUCCUUGCAGAAUGUGAAGCCCUCAGAAAUGUCCGGCAUCGAAACCUUGUAAAAAUCAUUACUUUAUGCUCUUCAGUGGAUCCGACUGGGGCAGACUUCAAGGCUAUAGUAUUCCCAUACAUGACGAAUGGGAACCUAGAUAUGUGGGUACAUCCGAAGGCCCAUGAAUAUAGUCUAAGAAAGGUUCUGACUUUAAACCAAAGAAUCAAUAUAGCCUUGGAUGUUGCAUAUGCAUUGGAUUAUCUUCAUAACCAAUGUGCAUCUCCACUAAUACACUGCGACUUGAAGCCAAGCAAUAUUCUUUUGGACCUUGACAUGACUGCAUAUGUCACCGACUUUGGCCUAGCAAGGUUUCUAUAUACCAGAUCAAGGGCACAUCAAGGCAGCUCAACAAGUUUAGCUUGCCUAAAAGGAUCCAUCGGAUACAUCCCGCCAGAGUACGGCAUUAGUGAAGAGAUAUCAACCAAGGGCGAUGUUUAUAGUUUUGGAGUGCUCCUAUUAGAAAUGAUAACAGGGCAUCGUCCAACUGAUGAAGAAUUCAAUGGCGGUACCAGUCUGCAUGAGUUUGUUGACAGAGCAUUUCCAAAUAAUAUUGACGAGGUUGUUGAUCUGCAAGAUGACAUCAGUAAAACCAGAUUGUUGCAGAAUUGCAUCAUUCCCUUGGUUAAAAUAGGACUGUCUUGCUCCAUGGCGUCACCCAAAGAGCGACCGGAAAUGGCACAAGUUUCUACCGAUAUUCUUACUAUCAAACAUAUGUUCUCAAAGAUAGAGGAUCCGUCGAAACAGAUUGGCUAGAUUGUAUCUAGUUGUAGUGAUUCCUGCACACGUUACCAAUGUACUAGGUGAAUUUUUAUGUAUUACCCUUCUGCAUUCGGUGUGGCUAGUCAAAUUUGCCUUCAUCUGCAGAAAGUUUGCCUCUUGCUUGCCUUUAAGCAGUUCAUGUCAUUUUUUUUCUUGGUUUAUUCAUCGUGUUGAGAAUUUUUACAAUGUCAACUCAACCAAUCAAUUAUAUAUCCC
Phragmites australis (common reed) is the source of this 3743-nucleotide messenger RNA. Its product is annotated as probable LRR receptor-like serine/threonine-protein kinase At3g47570. The record is from RefSeq and is a predicted model, not a curated record. Bases 129 to 3521 code for a protein of 1130 amino acids. NCBI's taxonomy places the organism in Eukaryota, Viridiplantae, Streptophyta, Magnoliopsida, Poales, Poaceae. Gene Ontology annotation, biological process: protein phosphorylation. Gene Ontology annotation, cellular component: plasma membrane. The transcript is spliced from 2 exons. Gene Ontology annotation, molecular function: protein binding; protein kinase activity; ATP binding.